CCCAGCUCCAGGAAAGUCCCGCUGCGGGCCCGCAACCUGCCCCCGUCCUUCUUCACCGAGCCUUCCCGGGCGGGCGGCGGCGGCGGCUGCAGCCCGUCGGGGCCCGGCCUGAGCCUGGGCGAGCUGGAGAAGGGCGCGGAGGCCGUGGAGUUCUUCGAGCUGCUGGGGCCCGACUACGACGCCGGCGCCGAGGCGGGAGUCCUGCUCGCCGCGGAUCCUCUCGAUGUGUUCCCCACCGGCGCCGCCGUCCUGCGGGGACCCCCGGAGCUGGAGCCCGGUCUCUUUGAGCCGCCGCCCGCGAUGGUGGGGAGCCCACUGUACCCCGAGCCCUGGAGCGCCCCGGCCUGCCCCCCGACCAAGAAGCCGUCCCUGGCUGCGCCUCGCGGCGGCUUGACCUUGAACGUGUCCUUGCGCGCCCUGUACCCCGCCGCCGCGGACUCUCCAGGUGGGGAGGACGGGCCUGGCCUUUUGGCCUCCUUCGCCCCCUUCUUCUCGGACUGCGCCCUACCCCCGCCGCCGCCGCACCAGGUGUCCUAUGACUACAGCGCGGGCUACAGCCGCACGCCUUUCCCCGGCCUGUGGAGACCCGACGGGCUUUGGGAAGGGGGCCCCGGGGAGGAGGGCGCGCCCCGAGACUGACUGCCAGCUCCCCUUCCCUCACGGCGGUGCUGAGGGCAGCGCCCGCACCGGCUCUCCCCUAACUAAGCCCAAAAACGAUGGGAAAGUGCGCAUGGAGCUGAAACGGGAGUUCUAAAACAAAUCAAUUAAUAAAAGAAACUUAAAAAACAGAGACGAGGAAGAGUUGGGGGUCGUUUUACUCACAGCCUCAAGUGUCAAAAACAGACAGCAAACCCCUGACAUGUUCCUAUCAGACCAAAUGAGCCGAGAAACAGAGACGGGCUUUGGAGAGUUGGGGUGGGGAUGGAGCGACGGGAAAGAGGUGGCUUCUUUGCCACCUGUCCCUUCUCCAACUUUUCAGCAAAAGGUCAGUGUGUUUAGCAUAAUUGCCCCUUCCAAACAGUGCCCUGGUCCCUCCCCUCCCUUCCCUGCCCUCUGAGUGCAUUGUGAAUUAAAGCCUGUAUUGAAAAUAA
Molecule: messenger RNA, 1091 nt
Organism: Manis javanica (Malayan pangolin)
Lineage: Eukaryota; Metazoa; Chordata; Mammalia; Pholidota; Manidae
Gene: FAM181B
Product: family with sequence similarity 181 member B
Source: RefSeq, a predicted model, not a curated record